UCCAGCUUUCUUCCCCCCAAUAUGUAAGAUCAGAUGCAAGGAAGUUCGUUCCUUGAAUUCAAGAAAUAAAAAUAAAGAAAACAACUAGUACAAUUUUUUACUAGGAAAAUACCAGUCAAGGAGUAGAGUAGAGAACAGAGAUUGAGAGAGACACGGUGAGAGAUUGUGAAAGAGAGAGGCUUUGACUAAAACCCCUCCAUAAACGGCUCUCUCUCUACACCCCUUCCCCACGGACCGUUGACUUCAAUUUCUCUCUCUCUCUCUCUCUCUCUCUCUCUCUCCGGCAUUCUCUCAGAAUUUUCCCUUGAAAGUGUAAGAAAAUUUCCUUAACUACCUUCAGCGUCAAAGUCAGCUCCAAACAGUUACCCUCCGGUGAGCUCCGGCGACGACUUACCCUUCCGAUUCCCUUUUUCAAUCGAGCGAUAGGUGCCAAUGUUUGGCUACCAAGGGAUUUACUAGGAAUAUACAGGUUGUUAGCUGAAGCAAUUGUUGUGGCAAUGGAUCGAGUGGUCUCGGCGAUCUCAUCCUCGGCUUUUCUUUGCCUAUUUCUGGUUUUUUCUUGGUUAUUUCAGGCCUCUGGUAAUGCCGAAGGCGAUGCCUUGAUUGCGCUGAAGACCAACUUAGCUGAUCCUAAUAAUGUUCUGCAAAAUUGGAAUUCAACACUUGUCAAUCCCUGCACUUGGUUUAACGUAACGUGCAACAGUGAGAACAGCGUUACAAGAGUUGAUCUUGGAAAUGCAAACUUGUCUGGUCAACUGGUUCCACAACUUGGACUGCUUCUGAAUUUGCAGUACUUGGAACUUUAUAGCAACAACAUAAGUGGAAGAAUUCCUAUUGAGCUUGGCAAUUUGACAAGUUUGGUAAGCUUGGAUCUUUACUUGAACAAUUUGAGUGGUAUCAUCCCGGACACAUUGGGCAGGCUUCAGAAAUUACGUUUCCUACGGCUUAACAACAACACUUUGUCUGGAACUAUUCCUAUGUCAUUGACUACUAUCAGUUCACUUCAAUCCCUUGAUCUUUCAAACAAUCACUUAACAGGAGUUGUCCCAGUUAAUGGCUCCUUUCAACUUUUUACUUCCAGCAGUUUUCAAAAUAAUAAUUUUACAUUUCCUCCAACUCCACCGCCACCCCCAUCUACUGCUUCAGGUAGCAGUGCCACUGGAGCCAUUGCUAGAGGAGUUGUUGUUGGUGCUGCCCUGUUGUUUCUCACACUUACUUGGCAGGGCUGGCCCUGAGGUGAGGCGACUAAGGUGGUUGGCUCGGGUCCCCAAUUUUGAACAAAAUUUAAGACCCCCAGCUAGGGGAGUGUAUCAUGUGGUGUUAUUUCAGAAUUACUUCAAUAUUUGCUCAAUUCAUUUAUUUUCAUGUUGUCAUAUGGUGUUAUUUUGAUUCGUGUCCGAUAGAUGUUUAAUGUGAAAACUUGCACUUUUAGUUAAAAAUAACUUUGCAAGUGUAUGGAGAGAUUAAAAUUUUUCCCAUAAGUUGAAUUUUAUAAAAUUUAUUUGUACUAAA
Molecule: messenger RNA, 1512 nt
Organism: Camellia sinensis
Lineage: Eukaryota; Viridiplantae; Streptophyta; Magnoliopsida; Ericales; Theaceae
Source: RefSeq, a predicted model, not a curated record